Messenger RNA from Rhineura floridana, 3021 nucleotides. It is a transcript of the gene CCDC169, whose product is annotated as coiled-coil domain containing 169. The transcript has 8 exons. Bases 300 to 947 code for a protein of 215 amino acids. Lineage: Eukaryota; Metazoa; Chordata; Lepidosauria; Squamata; Rhineuridae. The record is from RefSeq and is a predicted model, not a curated record.
ACGAGCUUAAGCCCGUCAUUCCUCCGCAAACCAGCGCUUGCGCUCCUCCACCUGAGGGGAUAGGACGCCGUCUGCCGGCCCCACCCUGACGUAGGCACGACGGCAGCUUUGUCCCGUCUGAACGACAAGCCUCCUGGGGCGGAUGCCGUGAUGUGACAAUACGGAACGGGAGCGAGUGUUCCCUGCCACGUGACCGCCCGCGCCUGCCUCCCACCUACCGUCUUUCUCCAAGGCGACGAAGACGCAGUGCGGCUGUGCUGGCGCAGGGGACGGGCUGCGGUCGCCGUGCGAAGGGAGCCAUGGGGGAAGGGGCAGACUGCAGCGAGGCACUGGGCUUUGAGCGGAUUGCGCUGGACCUGGGGCAGGAGAAACAGAUGAAAGAAGUGCUAGAACUUUCAGUAUUUGAAAUGAAAAGUACAGUAGCAGAACUGGAGAAAAGACUUAACAGUGUUGAGGAUGAAGACAGUGAAUGGAAAACCAGAUAUGAAACCCAAAUAGAAUUAAAUAGACAAUUAGAGAGGCAAAUUGGUCUUCUCCAAGGAAAGAUGGAGCAUGUUCGUGGUAGCCCAACAGACAGAUUGGCUUCCGUUCGCUCCUUUGAUCAAAUGCAUGUGGAUUCUUUAAAUCAGUUUCUUAAAAAACUGGGAGAGGAGAAGAAAAGUCUCCAGAACCAGCUGAAAGAUUAUGAGCUUAGAUUGGAACAAGAAGCAAAGGCUUACCAUAAAGCUAAUGAUGAACGCCAUGCAUACUUAGCAGUGAUUUCACAAAUUUCAGGAUCAGUGAAACUGUCAGAGAGGCAGAAAAUGGAUGCAGUAGAAAAAAAGAAGGAAAACCAGCGUAUGCGAGGAAGGUGCAAUAUUCCAAGAAAUCAACGAAUAUUGGACCCAAAGAAAGGACCAAUUAAAAAGACUGCAGGAGUGAAGCAUCUUCCAAAACUGAAGCUCUGAUUUCUUAUUCCAGGGUUUUCUAUUCACUUGUUUUUUCUUUCCCCCAAUAGGAAUUGUAGCAACAUGGAAAGUAUUAUUUUGAGAAAGAAUAUAUUAUAAGUAAGCCCCCCUCAUCCUAAUCACACUUAGGAACGAACAAGCCUGAAUGACUGUUGUAGAUUUGCAUAUAAAGAUAUGUGCAUCACCUGUUCGAUUCAUGACAUAUUCAAUGUAUAUCAAUGUACUGAAAAAACCUGGUGAAGUCUGCAGUUUAUUGCAGGGUCUCCUCAUUAGUCCUUCACUUCCAGGGUGCUUCCAGAUAUGUGUGAUUUUAGCAGCAACUAAUCAUUACUAUUCCACUUCAAGCUGAAUAGCAACUGCUGCCAGACCCCUAGAAUCUAAACUACAUUCCAUAGACAGGUGGACAUUGCUUGUUCUCACCAGACCCAAAUGUUGUGAGGGAGGCAUUUUUUGUUGAGACACCAGCAAGGGGGGGGGUUAAAGGAAAUGGCUGGAGCAAUCUAUAACCAGCUUAAAAAGCAAUGGAACAACUUGGAGCGUUUGCACAGCUGUCUUGUUGGAUUAAAGAAGUUUGGAUUGCUGAAGUCCUGGGAAAAAAGCUUCUCACGUCCCUGGAGUCCAGCCAUGAACAAGAGACCAAGUCACUGAGGCUUCAGUGCCACUGGCUGAGGAGCUGGACCAGAUUCCUGGCUCUGACCCUGGUGUUGGUGAUUAGAAGACCACUGAACCGAAUCCCGCAGCACCAGGCCUGUAGAACCAGAAUCUGCACAAGUGCAAGCUGCUCACUAGGGGCUCUCCUUGGUGCUACAACAAUCAACCUGUCUUGCCCCACCGGCUCCUUCUUGGGACUAGAACAGGACAAAGUUGAGUGGGGGAAAUGGGGGAGGAGGAUGGCUUGCUCACAACCACAUGCAGAUGUUGCCCCCCCAUCCCCAAAAUGGGACAUCUAAAAGUUAAGCCAUGUUUACAACACUGGUAACUUUCCCACUAUUUUGGUCAAGUAUUAUAGAAUGUCCUCUAGCAUUGUGUUGCUGCCACUGCUCCAGCAUAACCGGUGACAGCAGCAAAGAGAAUUUUUCUUUUGAAUAGCAUCUGGCUGAGCUUUUCCAGGUGGUUCAGAGUCUAACAAGGAAGAUGACUCAUCCAUUACUUGCAGUGACAAUUUUGCUGUCUUCAGUAUUAUUUGGAGACUGCUGUUGGCAGUGAGUCUAUACUGAAUGUAUUUAAUGCAUCCACUUGUUGCAAUUUCUAGUUGUCCUGAAAAUGUUGACAUAGGACCAAGUCAGACCUAUUGGUCCAUGUGGUUCAAUACUACACUGGCAGUGGCUCUUUCCAGGGUUUUAGGCAAGGGUAUUUCCCAGCCCUGCCUGGAGGUACUAGGGAUUGAACCUUUUUCAUGCAGAGCAUGUGCUUUGUGCACCGAGUUAAGACAAGGUGCAAGAUGAUGUGAAGAUUACCAUCUGUGCUUUAAAUCUUUGUUCAUCAUGGCUGUGAAGCCCAACCAAGAGGAUUUUGGUGGGCCGCUGGCUAGAAUUAUAAGCACCUCCUUGGAAGAAGAUUGAGUCCUGCCUGUUUUAAAAGAAAGAAACUUGUCCCCUUGUUUUUUAAAAACAUAUUUGAACAAGGAGGAACUAGCCAAUUAUAGGCAGUUGCUCAACUUUAUCUUUUUGAGUAAGUUUUGUGGAGUGGUAGAGCAACUGCAGGGAUGCUUGGAUGAAGCAUACUUCCUCAACACUUUUCAAUCUAACUUUGGAGACAUGGUUUUGAGAUAAAUACAGCCCUGGUCUGCCUCUGGGGAUGGACAGAAAUGCUUUCUUGCUUAUCUUGUUGGAUAUUUUAGUGGCUUUUGAUACUGUAAGACACACCUUUUUUUUAAUUGUUUAGAGCAUUGGGUCACGGUGUUGGCACUUUCUGGUGGUUGUAUUUCCUUUUCUUACUUUUUGUAGCCACUGGGAAAGAGUGGCCUGCCCUCUCAGGAUUGGUGUUGGAUGUUCUGCAAAGUUUAAUGUUUUCACCUGUGAUAUUUAAUAAAUGUAUGAAUUUGAUGAGAGAGAUCAUUUUGAUGUCAUCAGUA